AUGACCAACCACGACAUUGAGCGCAUCAAGAACCUCCUCGGUACCCACAAUGACUUCCCCAAGAAGGGCAUUGUCUUUAAGGAUCUCUUCCCUGUCUUUCAAGAUCCCACUGCUGUCGAGGCAUUGAUUAGCAACAUUGUCCACCAUAUCAACUCGACCUAUGAACAAAAGAUUGACGCCGUUGUUGGUCUUGAUGCUCGUGGUUUCUUGCUUGGUCCUUUGGUCGCCAUGCGUCUUGGUGCUGCCUUUGUUCCUGUUCGUAAGCAAGGAAAGCUUCCUGGCGAGUGCGUAUCCGCUGUCUAUGAAAAGGAAUAUGGAGAGGAUAUCUUUGAAAUGCAAAAGGGCUCUAUCAAGCCUGGCGCUCGUGUCAUUAUCAUUGAUGAUUUGAUUGCUACUGGUGGUUCUGCUGGAGCUGCUGGUGAACUCGUCAAGAAAUCCGAAGCCAUCACUGUCGAGUAUGUUUUCGUUAUGGAGCUUGCCUUUUUGAAUGGUACCAAGAAGCUCGAUGCCCCUGUCUACUCUUUGAUUCAGCUGUAA
This is a messenger RNA of Lichtheimia ornata, 537 nucleotides long. Its product is annotated as adenine phosphoribosyltransferase. Gene Ontology annotation, molecular function: AMP binding; adenine binding; adenine phosphoribosyltransferase activity. NCBI's taxonomy places the organism in Eukaryota, Fungi, Mucoromycota, Mucoromycetes, Mucorales, Lichtheimiaceae. The record is from RefSeq and is a predicted model, not a curated record. The coding region runs from base 1 to 537 and encodes 178 amino acids. Gene Ontology annotation, biological process: adenine salvage; AMP salvage. Gene Ontology annotation, cellular component: cytoplasm. The transcript has 4 exons.